AUGAUUGACGACCAGGUGCUACCCCUGUAUGAGAAUAUGACGGGUGAAUGGAUUGAGUGUAAAGGACCUGAAAAUAAGUACAACAUAUCGAUAGAGAGAUACAAUUUUACGUCGAUUAGAGUGACCAGUGAUUUGAGUGUACUUUUGAAGUGUUGGGCACAGGGUGUCAAACGGGUCUCGGAGUCCGACGAUGACAUAUACUAUGACAAUAUAAUUGAGUUUAAUUUUGGUGUUGUUAUAGACUUUCCCAAUGAUAUCGCGGUGUAUGUUAACUGUACUUUAAAUGAAGAAAGCUAUGAGAAAGUGGUACCACUUAUACCAGUGAUAGAGUCGCCAUCUGUCCGGGAAUUACCGGAAACUCGAGACCUUCCGAACGUAUUGCUCGUUGGCAUCGAUUCGGUGUCGAGACUGCAGUUCGACCGACACUUUGCCAUCACUGCCCGCAAUAUAAUCAGUGGACAGAGGUUUCACACAAUGUAUGGCUAUAACAAAGUGGCUGACAAUACCUUCCCAAACCUCACACCACUUCUCACCGGACAUUAUGUCGAGGACCUCUGGAAUGAAACUAUGAAUGAGGCGUUUGACUACUUUCCCUUCAUAUGGAAAGAAUACCAACUGAAAGGCUACCGAACCCUAUAUAUGGAAGACGCGCCAAAUAUGAAUACAUAUAAUUAUGGGCGACGAGGGUUUGUCGACCCGCCCACUGACUACUACCUCAGACCAUAUUACCUGGCUAUGGAUGGCAUGACUGAUGAAUAUUGUUAUUUAGAUAAACCGGAAGUUGUG
Oppiella nova is the source of this 786-nucleotide messenger RNA. The record is from the annotation of a GenBank genome assembly. NCBI's taxonomy places the organism in Eukaryota, Metazoa, Arthropoda, Arachnida, Sarcoptiformes, Oppiidae.